UAGCAAACCCAAGCAUCGUCAGGAUUCAGGAAAAACACGUCAAGGUCAUAGGACGCCCAUCCCCGUUGAUCAUAAAUUCAUAACAAUAUAAAUUCAUGACUGCAGCUUACGAGUUAGGACUUUUAUAGUACUUUAUUCCUUUACGGCUACACUGCGAUUUGCCACUCACAACAAAACAAAUCACAGCAGUCUGUCUUUGGCCAUCGACAUUCGACAUUUGUAAUAAAAUUGAAGUUUUUACUUUUUGUUUACGUCGUGUAGUAUUUUCCAAAAUACACAACAUGAACUUCGGCGGUCAGAACGACAAUGCAUCACCAAACAAAGAUGAGGCAUUGCACGGACGUCAUGAUGCUCAUAAACAUCAUGACACAAUGGGAGAAAUUGUACAAGCUCAAGGACAAGGACUUCCUGAUAGUGUGAAAAACAAUCAUGUUGAUUCGGUCAAUAAUCAAGUGAAAGAAGUAAAUCCACAUUCUGAAAGCUUGGGUACUUAUCAAAUUGACAAGUAUGGAAACUGUGUGGAACGAGAUCUUAAAUAUCAUCACAGCUCUACAUAAUCUACACAAUCUAUCAACAUUUAAUGUUAGUAUUCAAUAGAUUCAAAAUACAUAAAUAAAAUUAAAUGCACUAUAUAAGGGCUUUUUAAUUUUUGGGCUCACUUUUUUUUAUUUAUUCAAGAAUUUUUUUAUUAUUUUUUUUUUCUCACUACAAAAUAUAAUGUUUAAUAUUACCUAUAACAAAUAUUCUUACUGAUUUUCAUAUUUUAACAAACAGUAUUUUUUUUUUAUGUACAUCAUAGUUAACAUUAAGUAUUUAUCUUUAACUUUUGGUAAUAAAAAUUUACUAUUAUAA
Aphis gossypii (cotton aphid) is the source of this 852-nucleotide messenger RNA. RefSeq lists its product as uncharacterized. The transcript has 5 exons. The record is from RefSeq and is a predicted model, not a curated record. NCBI's taxonomy places the organism in Eukaryota, Metazoa, Arthropoda, Insecta, Hemiptera, Aphididae. The coding region runs from base 282 to 557 and encodes 91 amino acids.